GUUGCACAGUUCCGCACACGAGAAAUCACUUGAUGACAAGGGGGUAUACUUGAUUCCACCAACGUCCUCGGUAGCUGAAGUUUAAAGGUAGGAUUCAUCGCGACUUCGGCAUGCUUUUGUGGUCCGUUGGCAAAGAGAAUGCUGGUUAAGAUCUGGUUAUCCAGCAAGGCUCUGGAACAAGGAUGGCAGUACCUGAUUCUCAGACAAUUCAUAAUAACAAGACAUGAUGCACUCGGAGAUAUUUCAAUGCUUCAAAUUGAUAUAUAAAAUGGCCAAACAAGAAGAAGGCUCACAUCCUUCUACGUACUGGAAAUACAUUACCGAUAGGGGAUACAUCUGGACAAUUGUGGCAUUGGGCUUCAUAACUCAAUGUCUGCCACCACAUAAUGCACAAAAGAAGCCGGAAUACCAGCUUUGAAUCAAUGUAAACGUAACUCUAACAAUAGUGUGGUCGAAUUGUGGUUGGCUCAGGUAGCGCAUAGGACGCCAAGCUCAAUAAAUGCAAGCCACAACUCAACGCGCAAAUGGAAAAGGGAAAAAUAAGCGCGCUGAGCUCAAGUGAAACCGAACUCAAAUUUGGAAAGGCACUUUCCAAUGAAGAUUCAGGGGAGACAAAUGUUCAAUAAAUGUCUGAUUGUCGACAAAUUCAGAUACCAAAGGUAUGUGAGGACAGACAGUUCCAGUCCGCCUCCUGAUGCCACCCCGAAUAUCAGCGACCCGUCAUCAUGUUUUUGUUUACUUGGAAGGCUAUCCUCGCAAAGAUUCUGGUGUUUGGAUCGUUUCUUUCAAUCGCCUCGGCAUUCCCUCUCGACAUUCGAAACGAUGGACCUCGGGGAGACUUUGAUCCCGAAAUUGAGCAGCUCUUUGACCAGUACAACGUCCCGUAUGGCGUUCUCGGUGCCAUUUCCCACAUCAUCAUGGUGUACACUCUAGUCUGUCAUCUUUUUGGCCGCAUACCCUUGAUGCCGUGGAAGUACCUCAGUCAACACCUCAUCGAUGUCAUCGUCACCAGCUGCAUGGCAAUCGUGACUGUCACUCUCGCCGCUCUCAACGCGUCCGAAGUUCGAGAAUCGCGUGCGUUGGUGAUGCUCUUAGCCAUGCACAUAAUAUUUGGCUUGGUCAUGGACGCAGUUAUAAUUCAGCGAUAUUUUAAUAGAGAAAGGAGGGGUCUGAUGGUUCAAUUGGCUGGCUGGGUUUGCGUUCUGUGCGUUGCUGGCUUGUUGUCGAGUCAAAUGCUUGCCCAUAUGACGGGUAGCAAGCGUAUUGAUGAUUCCGAGUGGCAGUGGUCUGAUCCUGGCAUCAUCAUUAUCGCCGUGAUGGGAAUCGGAGGAGGUGUGAUUGCUGUCGUCUCGUUCUUUUUAAUGUGUCGCAGCAGCACACCUAAGACGGGAGGGAUAAAACCAUUCAGCGUCUACGUCUUUUUCUUCGCCGGUCUGGUGUGCGCGUUGGGGUGGUUUUGGCUUGCUGACUAUGGGCCCGUGAUCGUCACUGGCAACACACUGGGCCAACCUCGCCAAGGCAAAAACGCGCUGUUUUGGGUCUACUUUGUGUUUCAGUGGGUUCCCCUUUUCACCAUCUGA
Molecule: messenger RNA, 1580 nt
Organism: Podospora pseudopauciseta
Lineage: Eukaryota; Fungi; Ascomycota; Sordariomycetes; Sordariales; Podosporaceae
Exons: 2
Coding region: 726-1580 (284 amino acids)
Source: RefSeq, a predicted model, not a curated record